This is a messenger RNA of Manduca sexta (tobacco hornworm), 396 nucleotides long. RefSeq lists its product as uncharacterized. The record is from RefSeq and is a predicted model, not a curated record. The annotation marks the transcript as partial. Lineage: Eukaryota; Metazoa; Arthropoda; Insecta; Lepidoptera; Sphingidae. The transcript has 2 exons.
AUGGAAAUAUACGUCAUCGUUGGCAUGGGCGUGUUGAUAUACGCGCUGGUCACCAUCCUGUUGAACUGUGAGUGCUGGAAUCCCGACAACCAGAAGUGUCAGUGCGAGGAGUGCAAGAGCCUCUUCCAAGGCGCGGUGACGCCUUCCGUGCUAUCCGUGUCGUCGCGCAUUGACCGGGAUGGACCCGCUGGCGCGGCUAAUGGACAGCACGCCGCUGCCGGCGUGCUGGGAGCCACGAGAGACGCGCGCCCGCGCGGCACCCUUGUCCACGCCAGCCUCGCCGCCGCGCCUGCGCUCGGCGAUAAGAAAACAGAGCACCUCACUGGCACCUUCUGCCUCACCGGCGACACUAUGGAAGGCAUCAUCCAGUGCCUCGUGUUCCUCAAAGCGUUUUCG